AUGCUAAUCAUAAUCCUUGGCAAUAACAUCCUUCAGCCGGCAACACUGGGAAGGCGGAACAAAUUAGAGGCUCAGUUCACUCGGGAGCUGAUGGACAGGUUCAGUCGAAUCCUUUGCCCAGGCAAAGAUGAAAACCAGAUCUAUAUCUUUUUUAAACUAAAAAUGAAAACAUCGGUCGCAUUGUACUUAGCUCUAAUGACGCUUCAAAUCAGCAAAAUAGGCGCAACAAUUGCUGAAAAUGAUUACAUUUGUGGAACAGAUGUCCUAAUCGAGAAGAAUAUUAAUAAUUCACUUCAGAAAGCCUGUAAUACCCUCUAUCAAACCAGGAAGGCGGUUAGAUAUCCAGCAGAUUACGAUGCGUCAGACACCUUUUACAUUUCUGACGCAAGACUUUUCUCCUGGCCUAUGUUGAAAGACGAUAGAUUAUUUACUACAGGUCGUGCUGGGAAUCUUCGUUUGAUCAUGGACUCUGAUUGCCGGUUUAUCGGAAUAAUCAUGAAAACCAUAAAUGAACCUGAUAAGCGCUGCUUUCGGCCCGUGGCACCACCACGCGAAAUUGACGAUUCUUCCAAUCCUUCACUUAGAAAGAUACCAGUGUUACGUGGCUACAAUUGUGAGGGUAAAGUUUUUGAAAGUUUCCAGGUAGAACAAGUUCGCAAAGAGACUCUCCGAUUAUUUAACUUUUGGAUUUCUAAACAUCUACAAACUAGUCUCAAUAGACUAAAAGUUUUUGAAGAGUUUUUUGGGUCGAUCGUAUUCUUAUUGCCUACAAAAUCCCCCAGUUCCCCAAAACAACUUAGAGAAAUAGUAGAUUAUUCGUACUACAUCGCAAUAGAUUUUAAGUAUGAAACAUUAGGCAUGGUCUACAAGACCAAAGACAACUGGGUCAAAUAUGAUGGAUUAUGGGAAAUGGAACCAGAGCGCCGUCAGAUUAACGAUCCCCAAAAAAAUUCUAUCGGAGAAGCGAUUUUCGAAGGUCUGAGUGCCUACAAAUGUGACUCAUUCAAGUUUUCGCGCGAAACGAUCAAUAGUCAUAUGCAGGUAGCUUGCGGAAUUUUACAAAAAGUACAGAAAUCUCCCGCACGUGUCAAGCGUGGUCGCGUAUGUCCGGCGGUAGUAGAAACUGAUACAGGAAGUCUCACGGCUUGGAAAUUUCCUCUGCAACUACCAGAAAAAGAUUUAAUUACGGGUAAUAAAUUUUUGACCCAUGAUUGCGUGAUCAUACUGGAUAAGCAGUGUCAUUUUCAUGGGGUUUACCGGUACUCUAAAAAAAUGUCAGUGAAAUGCAACCGGUCAUCGCCUCAAGAUCUUCAGAAAACACACCAUCAUGAAGCCACAGUAUCGGACUCGUCCUGGAUUGAUGAAAUGAUCGAUGAUGGGUCCUGGGAUCUCAAUUGA
Messenger RNA from Blumeria graminis f. sp. triticale, 1398 nucleotides. The record is from the annotation of a GenBank genome assembly. Lineage: Eukaryota; Fungi; Ascomycota; Leotiomycetes; Helotiales; Erysiphaceae.